Messenger RNA from Nycticebus coucang (slow loris), 4041 nucleotides. Its product is annotated as schlafen family member 13-like. Gene Ontology annotation, biological process: defense response to virus. The record is from RefSeq and is a predicted model, not a curated record. Gene Ontology annotation, molecular function: tRNA binding. Lineage: Eukaryota; Metazoa; Chordata; Mammalia; Primates; Lorisidae. The transcript is spliced from 5 exons.
GACACUCCUAUUGGCCAGUCCACCCGCGUGGGUGGCGCUAACCGCUGGGAUGUAAGGACAGGACCCUGGAGCUUCCAAGGACACGCGAAGAGGACCUGGACCUGCUGGAGCCUGAAAGGUUUCUUCUGUAGGAUCACCAUGCAAAAAAAUCACUGCUCCCUGGUGGUGGAACCAUCAUGCUCAGACUUGGUCAUCGAUGUGGGUGAAGUGACUCUUGGAGAACGAAAUAGGAAUGAGCUGCAGAAAACACAGAGAGAACAAGAGAAGGCAAGAGUUGUACAGGCUGCGUGUGCUCUAUUAAACUCAGGAGGAGGAGUGAUUCGGAUGGAAAUGAAAAACAAAGAUGAGCAUCCUGUGGAGAUGGGACAAGAUUUAGAACGGUCUUUAAGAGAGCUUAUUCAGUCUUCAAAUUUUCAGGCUUUCUUUGAGUCCAACCAACAAGGGAGGAGUUUCUACAUUUUUGUUAAGUGUUGGAGCAGCGACUCUUUCCUUGAAGACAGUUCUGUCAAGUCCUGCAUUUGCAGUCUGAGUUCUUCCCUAUACUGUAGAUCUGGCACCUGUGUGCUUGCCAUGGAUUCAAAAAAGGCAUUCGGCUUCCUGAAGACCAAGAAAAAGAAUGCAGAAUCCAGUCUGAACAAUGAAGAAUAUCCACCUAGUAAAAUUCCCAGAAUUGAUCACCAGAAUACCUCUGAAUCAAAUCCCGCUUACAAAGUUUUCCAAAUGAACAGGCUUACAUAUGGUGAAAUUUUGCCAUUUCCCGAGUCUCAAUACAUAGAGUUUAAACAGUUUAGUACAAAAAACAUCACAAAAUAUAUAAAAAAUUUAAUUCCACAGUACGUCUCAGCAUUUUCAAACACCGAAGGAGGCUAUCUUUUUAUUGGAGUGGAUGAUGAGAAUAAGAAAGUCCUGGGAUGUGCAAAAGAAAACGUUGACCUUAAGACUCUGGAAAGUAUAAUAGCAGGAGCAAUUUCCAAGUUGCCCCUUGUCCACUUCUGCUCUUCCCAGCCAAGGGUGGAGUACAGCACCAAAAUGAUAGAUGUGUUUAAGGGAGAAGAGUUGUAUGGUUAUCUCUGUGUGAUUAAAGUGGAGCCAUUCUGCUGUGCGGUGUUCUCAGAAGAUCCCAAAUCGUGGAUAGUGAAUGACAAGAAAAUCUGCAGCCUGACAGCCAAGGAAUGGGUCAACAUGAUGACAGAUACAGACCCAGAGUUAAUUUCAGAGUUGGCCGAGGCUUUUGAAUCUCAGCUGAGUCUGUCCCACGGACCUCCACUUUGCAGACCAGUGUAUUCUAAGAAAGGUCUAGAACAUAAAGCAGAUCUCCAACAACGUUUGUUUCCAGUGCCAUCAGAUCAUUUGAGAUACACUCCCGAAUCUCUCUGGAAGGAGCUGGUCUCAGAGCAUGAAGGACUGGAGGAGUUAAUACACGGGCAAAUGCGUCCUUUCUCCCAGGGAAUUUUGAUCUUCUCCAGAAGCUGGGCUGUGGAUCUGAACUUGGAAGAGAAGCGAGAAGUCAUUUGUGAUGCUCUGCUGAUAGCACAGAACAGCCCCCCCAUUCUCUACAUCAUUCUCAGGGAGCAGGAGGCAGGGGGGCAGGGCUACUGCACCUUCACAGCCUUUACUUUGAAGCAGAAGCUGGUGAACAUGGGGGGCUACACUGGGAAGCUGUACAUCAUGGCCAAGGUCCUCCACCUGAGUGCUGAGAGCAACACAGAGAGCUUGGGGGGUGUAGUCUGUCCGAUAGGUUACCCCAGGUCCUAUUCCCUUGUGGAUACCCAGCAAGAGGAAGCCUUGCUGCAGGCCCUGGUGAUCGUCCUCCUCAGCUUCAGGUCCCUCCUGAGUGACCAGCUUGGCUGUGAGGUUUUAAAUCUGCUCACAGCCCAACAGUAUGAGCUAUUUUCCAAAAACCUGCGCAAGAACAGAGAAUUGUUUGUCUAUGGCUUCCCUGGCUCAGGGAAGACAAUCAUGGCCAUGAAGAUCAUGGAGAAGAUCAGGAAUGUGUUUCACUGUGAGGCAGAUAAAAUUCUCUAUGUUUGUGAGAACUAGCCUCUGAAGAACUUUAUCAGUGAAAAAAAAAUCUGCAAGGCAGUGACCCGGAAAACUUUCAUGAAAAAUGACUUUAAACAUAUUCAACACAUUGUCAUUGAUGAAGCUCAGCAUUUCCGCAAAGAAGAUGGGGACUGGUAUGAGAAGGCAAAAGCCAUCACUCAGAGGACAAAUGUUUGCCCAGGAAUUCUCUGGAUCUUUCUGGACUACUUCCAGACCAGCCACUUGGAUGUUAGUGGCCUCCCCCCUCUCUCAAAGCAGAAUUCAAAAGAACAGCUCACCAGAGUGGUCCGUAAUGCAGACCCAAUAGCCAACUUCCUAUAAGAAGAAAUGCAAGCAAUUAGAAAUAGCCCUCCAGAUAACAUCCCUUCUGAGGGCCUGAACAUGCUUCCUGAAGCUGAAUGGGCUCAGGGUAUUCAGGGAUACUUAAAAAUUGAGUAUGACUUAACUCGUGAGGAAAUAGUGACCUACGUGGCAGACACCUGCAAGGCCCUCUUUGAAAAAGGCUAUUCUGAGAAAGACAUUGCUGUGCUUGUAAGCACCGCCAGAGAAGUGGAGCGUUACAAGCACAAGCUGCUAAGAGCCAUGAGGAAGAAAAGGAUUUUGCAGCUCAGUGAUGCAUGUGACAUAUCUGGUGAUCACAUUGUGUUGGACAGUGUCCGGAGAUUCUCAGGCCUGGAAAGGAACAUAGUAUUUGGUAUCCAUCCGAGUACACCUGAGACAGCUAUCGCACACUGUAUUCUGGCCUGUCUGGCUUCAAGGGCAAAGCAACAUCUGUAUAUUCUGUGGCUUGCUGACCGAUAGGAAGAAUUCCAAACGAAAAUGAGAGGCAAUGUCUGUGGGUGAAAGGCUGCUUGGUGUUGGCAGAAACUGCUUUUUAGUUCACAAGCCUGCUUGAGAUUUGGACGAUGAACUUGAAACUCCUCCUCCUCCCUUGCUUUUUUUUCAAGGAUUCCUCUCUCGGCUCUUUCCAGCAGCUGUGGUUGCCCCAUAUUUUGUCUCCUGAAUCUUCCAGUCAGAAGGAUGGUGGUUUUCUAUAAAAGCUUUUGCCACCAUGUACAAUGCACGUCUGGGCCCUGCACAUCUGUACCUAAUGGGAAGAGGCCAAGGAGGCUGCUAAACAUCACACAUUGUACAGGAUAGCCCCCACAACAAAGAAUUUUCCAGCUCCAAAUCUUUUUUUCUUUUCUUUUCUUUUUUUUUUUUGAGACAGAGUCUCAAGCUGUCGCCCUGGGUAGAGUGUGGUGGCAUCACAGCUCACAGCAACCUCAAACUCUAGGGCUUAAGUGAUUCUCUUGCCUCAGUUUCAGCUGGGACUACAGGCACCUGCCACACCGCCUGUCUAUUUUUUUUGGUUGCCGUUGUCAUUGUUGUUUGGCGGGCCUAGGCUGGAUUCGAACCCGCCAGCUCUGAUAUAUUUGGCUGGCACCCUAGUUGCUGAGCUACAGGCGCUGAGCCACCAGCCCCAAAUCUCAAUAAUGCCUAGGUAGACAAGCCCUAAACUACAGGAAGAAUAAGAGUAGCUCUACCCUCCUUAAAUAAGUAUGUUCAGGUCCGAAGAGCAGAACUGGUGAGAGUUUUAAUCUGAUCAAAAUGAGGGAGUGUUUUGCUUACAAUAAUUAAGGCCCAAUGGACUGAGUUUUCCUAUACUGUUAGUGAACUGGUAAAUGGAAUGAAGAUUCCUGGAAGAUUCAGGGUUCCUCAUAGAGACCUGACCCUUUUGAUGUUGAGGUAAUAGAGUUGAAAAGAUUAAGCCAAAAUCUCUAAUUUUUAAAUAUACGAAUUCUUCAAAAACACUCUUGGAGGAGAUAAUCUAAACUCAGUGGUAAUCCCAUAGACAUGAGUCUGUGAAACUUGUAUACAUAUCUCAAAUGCAUUAAAGAAUUUCAUCUUCAAAACUCUGAAUCUUAUGUCUUUCUACUUGAAAAACACUAUAAAUAAGAAAUAAAAUCUUGGAUUAAAUGUAAAUGUUACAGUGAGAUAGAAUAAAAUAAAAUGAAA